Helicoverpa zea (corn earworm) is the source of this 2367-nucleotide messenger RNA. RefSeq names its product 6-phosphofructo-2-kinase/fructose-2,6-bisphosphatase (gene Pfrx). Gene Ontology annotation, molecular function: 6-phosphofructo-2-kinase activity; fructose-2,6-bisphosphate 2-phosphatase activity; ATP binding. Bases 95 to 1666 code for a protein of 523 amino acids. The transcript is spliced from 10 exons. The record is from RefSeq and is a predicted model, not a curated record. Gene Ontology annotation, biological process: fructose metabolic process; fructose 2,6-bisphosphate metabolic process. NCBI's taxonomy places the organism in Eukaryota, Metazoa, Arthropoda, Insecta, Lepidoptera, Noctuidae. Gene Ontology annotation, cellular component: cytosol.
UGCUCAGUAUACAAUCAGCUGAGCCGCGGCCACUGCAUGCGCGCGCGGCCCGCCUCGACUCGGUCUCUCAGUCAUGCUUCGAUAGCGCACACAGAUGGAUGUGACAAACGGGUCGCCGUCGCUGCGACUUCGCGGCGGCGUCAACAGUAACAGUGAUAGUAAAAAACAUGAGUUAAAUCUGUGCCCGAGUGUGAUGUCGCCGGAGACCCAGCGGCUGCUGCCGCCUACCACGGAGACUAUUAUGACGAAGCCGUUCCCUAUACGAGGUGAACGCGCGAACUAUGUGAACAUACCGCACGUGAUCGCGAUGGUGGGCCUGCCCGCCCGCGGCAAGACCUACAUCUCCAAGAAACUCUCCAGAUAUCUCAACUGGAUAGGAAUCAAUACGAGGGUAUUCAACCUGGGCGAAUACAGACGCCACGCUACAACCGCGUACACGAGCCACGAGUUCUUCCGCGCGGACAACAAGGAGGCCAUGGCGAUACGGCAGCAGUGCGCGCUGGACGCGCUGCACGAUGUCUGCGAGUGGCUCGUCAAGGGCGGAGAGGUUGCUGUGUUCGACGCGACAAACUCGACGCUGGACCGGCGGCGCAUGAUCCGCGACAUCGUGGUGCACAAGAUGGGCUUCAAGCUGUUCUUCGUGGAGUCCAUAUGCGACGACCCCAGGAUCAUUGAGCAGAAUAUCAUGGAAGUAAAAGUUAGCAGUCCUGACUACACCAACAUUCAGAACACAGACAACGUUUUAAACGACUUCCUCCUCCGAAUAGAACACUAUAAAGAAAAAUAUGAGCCUCUAGAUGAGAGCAUGGAGUCCGAUUACAGCUAUAUGAAGAUCUAUGAUACUGGGGAAAAGGUUGUGGUGCAUAAGCACGAAGGUCAUAUACAGAGCCGGAUUGUCUAUUACCUUAUGAAUAUACAUAUCGUGCCGAGGACUAUUUAUUUGACUAGGCACGGUGAAAGCACACACAACAUAGUGGGCCGCAUAGGAGGCGAUAGCGACCUCUCGCCGCGAGGCCGGCAGUACGCUAAGGCCCUCGCGAACUACAUCGACCAGCAGCAGAUACCCGGCCUCAGGGUCUGGACCUCGUGGAUGAAGAGGGCUAUACAGACCGUAAAGGAUGUUAAAGCUCCUCAAGAAAGGUGGAAGGCUCUUAAUGAGAUUGAUGCUGGCAUAUGCGAAGAGAUGACAUACGCUGAAAUCCAGCAGAAAUACCCGUCAGACUUCAACGCCCGCGACGCCAACAAGUUCGCGUACCGCUACCCUCGCGGCGAGAGCUACGAGGACCUGGUGGCGCGGCUGGAGCCCGUCAUCAUGGAGCUGGAGCGGCAGGGCAACGUGCUGGUGGUGUCCCACCAGGCCGUCAUGCGCUGUCUGCUCGCUUACUUCCUGGACAAGUCUGCUGAGGAGCUGCCAUACCUCCACGUGCCGCUACACACAGUGAUCAAGCUGACGCCGGUCGCGUACGGCUGCCGCGAGGAACACAUCAAGCUGUCCGUGCCCGCCGUGGACACGCACCGCCCUAAACCUUCUGACGACGAAGACGCGGCUGAGGUUCAAGUGAUACCAGCGCCGCCUAUCAAGGCUCCCGUGCCGCCCGUGCUCAACGGGGAAACAAACGGCGAACAAAGCGAAGACAGCCAGUCGCAUAAACAUUUAAACAUAUAGGACACCGUAGAUAAACAAUGUCCAUGCUAGUUCAAAACUUUAGAUUAAAAUGACAUUUGGGUAUUUUUUUGCUGUGUGAACGAGUAUAAAAAAGAAAAAAAAAUGCAUUGUGGUUGUUAUCUGUGACUGUGUACUAUCAGUCAAGUCGACGAAUUUGAGACUGAUGAUAAGUGAGUUUAGAUUUUUAAAUUGUUAAGUCAUGUUACUGUCUUUGUAUGAAACGAAAUACCUAAAAUAUGUUCACAUACACUUGGCUAUUUAUCACCGUUCACUCAGAGUCAGCGCGGGGUCACAACGUCCUGAGAUUAUUUUCUGUUUGACAGAAACCUGACUAAUUAUUACCAGACUCUGUAGCUUUACAAAAUUAAAUGAAAUUUUCAGCGCUGCAGCGCUUUUGCUAUUCGAUUAGCUUUUCUUUGACAAACACGGCCCAGCCGCAGAAGCGCUUUGAAAGCUUACUGGCGUCAAACGCAAGUACAGCACACAAAAGGAGCGAAUUCUUGAUAAUGUGCCCCCACGCUUAUAUAUUUUUAUAGGCUAUCUCGUUUUGUCUAGUUAGCUCCUAUCAUCCUAUCCUAUUUAUAAAUAAUAUUUAACUAUACAUAAGAAUUUUUACAAAGUGGCUAUGUAUAUUAAAUGUACCUAAUAUUGUAAAAUUAUAAUAUUAACUUUUAUUUAAAUAUAAGUUUAAUCUAAGUGGG